This is a messenger RNA of Tricharina praecox, 3652 nucleotides long. RefSeq lists its product as uncharacterized. Lineage: Eukaryota; Fungi; Ascomycota; Pezizomycetes; Pezizales; Pyronemataceae. Gene Ontology annotation, biological process: mitotic spindle orientation checkpoint signaling; regulation of Ras protein signal transduction. Gene Ontology annotation, molecular function: GTPase activator activity. The record is from RefSeq and is a predicted model, not a curated record. Bases 363 to 3548 code for a protein of 1061 amino acids. Gene Ontology annotation, cellular component: SIN/MEN two-component GAP complex; mitotic spindle pole body. The transcript has 4 exons.
UUAACGACGAAACGAAAAAAACAACUUCGAAAAAUUCCCCCCGAUAACGAAUCUCUUCUUCUCGCUGUACUAUUAGAACGAAGACCUACGAAUCUUGAAACGACCCACAACUUAACCUUACAUUCUCCAGCUCGACCAACCCCCCUCUCUUAUCCCAUCUACGAUUGUGCAUACCAUUCCCACAUUGGCUACAGCUACCGUUCUCUAAUCGCCAGCUCACACGUCGCCGCUCAACGCUGUAACGGAUCGCUGGGGGAAUCGCCCAUUCCGCCCACCCCACGCACACACCCACAUAUCCACACACCAGCUACCCCCCCAACCCACGCGAAAAUCAACACGACACAGGUAGCACUCUGGACAGCAUGGCAAGCCGCUUGGAUAUAGCGGUGCAGGCGCUCCAUCGUCGUGCAGACACAGUCGAAUGCUGGGACGAUGACCCAGACUUCGCCGAACUAGACCAGAUCCAGCAUCCCCCGGCCACUGCUACGACACCUACGACAACGACGGCGCCGGCGCGCGCAGGUGCAGACUACUAUCGCCGUGAGCCUUCCUCCGCCGUCUCGAGUCGGAGAUCCACCAUCACAUCCGCCUACGACCUUGACGCCCUCGAGGUUGCCGACCGCGAACACCAAAUUCCUUUCGACGGCUCGCCCGCCGCUGCGAUCAAGUCCGCUCAGUCCGCGGGUAUCCCCAUACCCGAAAACGUUCCCUUAUCGGCCCUCGUUGGCGGCACCAUCAAACGGUUAGGACCCAGCACCAGAGCAAGGAAGGUCACGAUGCACGACGACUGGGGCGAAGAUCUGGAGUUCCCCUCCAUGGGAGAUGCCUUCACCGUCAAGACGAAGGAAUUUCCACAGUCGCUACAUCACAUGCCGAGCAAAGGCAAAGGCAUCCGGAAUAUUUCGCCGUCGAGGGUGAAUCUCUUGCCCGUGACGAAUGCAAGCGAACAACUCAACAAGUUCCGAGACAUGCCUGAGGAUGAGAUGUUUUUCGGUGAGUGCGAACAGCUCCCGUCACUCAAAGCAUUUGCGGCAGGGAGAACACCGAUGCAGGGAAGAGGAGCCAACAUGUCGCUGCCGACACCGCCGUUAUCGGAAUCUGCAUUCAGGCCUUCGCCUACGUUUGCAGACGAUGAUUUCGACGCCGAUUUCGAAUUUCCUGCCGAUGCACCAUUACAACUUGGAGGUUUGAGGGGGAUGGAAAGAUCCCGACCGAUAGAUUUUCAUGCGAUAGACAUGGGAUUCGAGGAUUGGGGGGAUGGGGACAGUGGAUUGGGCUCCAGCUAUGCGGGCACCCGGGGUGGCGCCGAUCAUGGAGCACAUUCGGUUGUUUCGCCCAGCAUCUCAGCUAUGACCAUGGAGAGCGAGGAUGACAUGUACGGUUUGGAAUUACCCGGCGGUAUGCUUCCCGAUUUCCACAGGGCUCUCGAACGACGCCGGCGGGCGGCCGCGGCGGAAGAAUCGGACCUGGCUCCAGCCCCGAUAAACCACCAUUUCCACGCUCAGAAGGACUUCGACGACCCGGCGAGCGAGGAGGAGUUUUUCGAGGGAAUUGAAAUUGGCGAUGUCUUUGAUAGCAAGAAGCUAUCGCUGAACGGCAAUCCACUUACCCCACAGUCAUCCGCCGGAAGACUCAACAGGCUUACGCAAGGCCAUCCCACGCUCCUACCGUCGGCACCCCUCGAACCUGUCGCCGAGCGGGAAAACCAGCCGAGCACGGUCAAGCGGAUUCCCCGUAAUAACCGUUGGGGAAGCGCGGAUUACAGGUGGAAUAGUAGCGAACAGACACCCCCUCCACCGCCGAUACCCAGAACUGACAGGACGAGAACACUGGCAACGGAUGGGCGGAGACCUCUGUCGACAAAGUCCACACGGAAUCUGCGCGGCGACAAUGCUCCACCACCAACCACUACUCACGCUCAGUUGCUGAGAGCGAAACGCUCGAUGCCUAACAUACAGGACAGUCCGAAUUCGCAGAAGGGUUCACGACCGCAGAGCCGUGCAUCGAAUGGGCGACCACCCAGUCGUAGCUCUAGCGGCCGACCUCCUAGCAGCGGCAACGCCUCGACAAGACCGACAAGUAGCGGCACUAGACCUCCUCCUCCUCCUCCUCCCAGCAGCGCUACCAGACCGACGAGUACCGGUACCCGACCCACGAACAAUGGUUCCCGACCGACGAGUACUGGCGCACGACCUCCCAACGCAAACGUGCGACCACCAUCACGGAGUAGUAAUGGGCGUCCCCCUAGUAGGAAUGAUCGUACCAAAACCGCCAAUGCUCCUGCGGCUAGACAUCCUGCUCCGUUCAUGUGUGGUGGCAGUUCGACCAAGAGUAGCCAUCACGUCGCCGCGAAGACCUCGAACAAGAGUCUCGAUAGCCGUGGGGAAGGCAGCACUACCGAUCGACGACCCAAUUCUCGCCUGCAGAACCGCAAUAUUACUCCUCGUCACUCGCCCAGCUCCUCUGGGGCCAGCAAUACGACCGCCAAAAGGAUAACACCCGCGAUCGCACCAGAGCAACUACGGCGGGAGGCGGCGACCAUCGGAACACUCACUCAGCCGACGAGAAAACGCAAUUUCGGAGACGGAACCGAGCUCGAGACUUUCGAUGAUUUACCUACCAACGCAAAGGUUGAGAAUACAUUCACCAAGGCUCCUGCCGCGAGAGGAGUGGUGAAAGCUCGACCAAAGAGCAUACCGACUCGCGAGGCCGAGAGCCCAAGGAAGAAGAAGCAGCAACACGAAACUACUCCUCGACAGGACGAUGUUCCGAGGUUCGCACGGGACACUACCGCAUCAAGAAAAGCACGAGAAAUCACCCAGCAGAGACUCGGCAUGGGCACGCCUGUACCCCAGACGCCCAAUGCCGACCGUUGGCGAUCAAAGAUUGCGGCACGAAGUCAGGCACCGUCUCGCGUCCUUCCAAAGAAGACGUUGCAGCACAAGCCUCAUCUCAUCAAGCCGAUGGGCAAUAUCACUACUCUUCCUAAAGAGAACGCUGCCAACGGGAUGGUUUACAAUCCACGCACGUUUCGGUGGGAAGGAAAUGACAAGGACCUCCGGGCGUUCGAGGUGCCCGAUAGCCGUACGCCGCCUCGCCCGGCAUUAAUCACCAAAGUCAAUCAGUCUGGUAGCAAGAUGGGGAUUCAAGUUGUCGGUGGCAUGGUCUUCGAUCCCAGUCGUAUGUGCUGGUUGAAAGUGGACGAGGAUCCGGACGACGAGGAUGAUCCUUUCGAGGGACUGGAUGACUUGCCCGAGGACAUCAUGUCUGUCGACGGUCAAUCGGUUGCCGGCGCGCAGACAACCAGUAACUCGGUAGUCAUGAGUGGCGUCGGGGGUGCCUUCGGUGGAGCGGCAAGGAUCAGCGGUGGCUUUGGGGAGUUUGUCGUCGGAGAGGAGUUCGAUGUGGGUCCGGAAUUCGUGCGCCGGCAACGCGAGGAGGAGGACAGGUGGAGGAAGACGACGGAUGGGUGGAUUCAGCCGUCGGCCGACCUCACGACCAGAGAGAACCGAUACUAUUGGCGGGAGCUGCUGGCCGAAUCCCGGUAGCAGUAUCGAUGGAACUCUGAAACAUUUCCUUGAUUAUCGGGUGUUUCAAAUCUAAUAUGGACGACGAACACAUGGUAUGCAUUUUUGGACCGGUCCGAUGGAUG